AUGGCCUAUCGAGCAGCACCAACAAAGUUAGAGCAACAUGCAACCAAUUUGCUCAAGGGCAACCUCUUGAAGAAGGCCCCUGUGUGGCUCCAUGCCGUACGUGCCAUUCCACCUGGUCCUUCCAUCAUUCGAUCGCGAAACCCCAAUGCCAACUUGUCUGCACAAACCGACAUUGAAAAGCAACUUUUCUCCAACACCCAAAGCAACACCCAAAAGAGCACCACACGACACAAACAAAAGCAUCUUCGCACUCGUCCUCCACGACCUGCUCCUAUUGUGUAUCCUGAAGAUAGAUUGAGACGUCAAUUCUACAAGGAUCAUCCAUUCGAACUCGCUCGUCCACAAGUUCUUGUCGAAAACAGAUUGGGUCUCAACCGCACCGAUUAUAGUCAACUCAUGUUACCCGAUAUGCUUCCCGAGGAAGUCACUGGUGAGACUGUCAUCAAGUAUCAGUUGCAUCUUAUGACUGAAAAGGGAAUGACUGAAAGACAAGCUUAUGCAAAGGCCACAUCCGAAUUCUAUGAAAUCCGAGCUCAACAAGAAGAGGCUGAACGCCAGGCACGAUCACAACUUCAAGCUGCUAUUGAACAAGUCGAGCAAAAGCCAUGGACCAAGUUAGCUUUGGAGUUGGAAGAAAAGGCUAUCAAGGAAGGCCAAGAAAAGAUCAUGAUUUAG
Messenger RNA from Lichtheimia ornata, 675 nucleotides. RefSeq lists its product as uncharacterized. The transcript has 2 exons. Gene Ontology annotation, molecular function: structural constituent of ribosome. Gene Ontology annotation, cellular component: mitochondrial small ribosomal subunit. Bases 1 to 675 code for a protein of 224 amino acids. The record is from RefSeq and is a predicted model, not a curated record. Lineage: Eukaryota; Fungi; Mucoromycota; Mucoromycetes; Mucorales; Lichtheimiaceae.